Molecule: messenger RNA, 844 nt
Organism: Arabidopsis arenosa
Lineage: Eukaryota; Viridiplantae; Streptophyta; Magnoliopsida; Brassicales; Brassicaceae
Source: the annotation of a GenBank genome assembly
GAAGCCAAUUCACUCUCUCUUAAGUCAAUUUCAUCAAUCUCUUCAAAUCCAAAAAUUUAGGGUUUGAAAAUCUUCUUCUUCCACCAUGAAUACAGAUAGUGGGGUGAUCCUAGAAGUUACUACAAACGCAAUGCUCCUACCACCACAUCGAGGGUUUGAAAACAAAGUGUUCGUUUGUCUACACAAUGUGGUCAACGAGUUAGCUGAAGAUCAAAACGGUAUCGUAACGUAUUUGGGAACGUUCCCGGAUCCACAUAUGUCUAAAAUCGAACUAAAACCAUCAUGUUUCUGUUCACAUCACAUCUCUCAACACCUUGACGAGUUCUUCACAGAUACUCGGUUUUGUCGUAUGUUGAGUGAAAAAAUUGCUGUGGAUUGUGCUUCUCUUCCUCAACCUUUUAGUGUGACCGUUUACGUGAAAGUGAUAAGAGAUGUUCGAGUUACGUUAUCGUCUAUUGUUGUUCGGUCGAAAGAUAUGUUUCAAAGAUUGCUUGAGGAACAAACAGUGGAAUUGACUGGUUUGGGAGAUGAAGAAGAAACGACUUGUUCGAUUUGUAUGGAGGAGUUUUCGGAGAGUCGAGAUGAUAACAUCAUUCUGUUGCCUGACUGUUUCCAUUUGUUCCAUCAAAGUUGUAUCUUUGAGUGGCUUAAGCGACAGAGGUCGUGUCCUUUGUGUCGACGAGUCCCGUACGAGGAGGAUCAUGAAACAGAGUGAAGUCUUAACAGAGACGUGAUGAUUAGGUUAGGGUUUAUGAUGCUUUGAUGUUUCUAUGUAUCAAACAUUUGCUUUGAUGUAUUAUUUGUUGGCAACUGGUAACUUUUGUUAUAAACCUAAUCUUUUGUU